Rattus rattus (black rat) is the source of this 1302-nucleotide messenger RNA. It is a transcript of the gene Depp1, whose product is annotated as DEPP1 autophagy regulator. Gene Ontology annotation, cellular component: mitochondrion. Gene Ontology annotation, biological process: regulation of autophagy. The transcript has 2 exons. Lineage: Eukaryota; Metazoa; Chordata; Mammalia; Rodentia; Muridae. The coding region runs from base 180 to 797 and encodes 205 amino acids. The record is from RefSeq and is a predicted model, not a curated record.
AGGGGGAGAAACCAUAGCACAUCGUCCUGAUUGUCCUCUCCCCAGUGACCAAGAGCUAGAGACCCGGCUGUGAUUGUCCAUCUCUGGGUGCUUCCUUUGGAUCAGACAAUCUUUACUCUUCUAGAUUCCCUGCCACCCUGACUGCUGACUUACAGGUUGUUUUUGCUUUAUUAGCAGCAAUGAGGUCCCGCCUUUUGCUGCCUGUGCCCCAUUUGCCAACGAUUCGGGAAACUUCAGAAGAGCUAUCGCAUGGGGCACCUGGGCAGGAGCCUCCAGCCUCUCCCAGCCUGGAUGACUAUGUCAGGUGUAUUUGUCAGCUGGCACAGCCUACCUCAGUGCUGGACAAGGCCACAGCCUGGAGCCCUCCCAACAGAUCCUGCCGGCCAGCCUGGCCUAGAGAGAAGAGGCACCAGUCUGAGUCUCUAGAAGAUAGCUCUCCUUGCUUCAGCAGCCUACAGACCACACUGCCCGCUCCCGGCACUGACAACCCUCUGGACUGGCUCUUUGGGAAGUCACAGGAACAGCAGACAGAUAGAAGAGAUCUACCCAACAGGACCGGUUCUUCAGGUCACUGGGGUGUGCACAGACAGAUGGGCAAGGACUCCGGGAGGCCCUCUGAGGCCAGGGUACCUGAGUACUCCCUGGGAAGAAAGCCAGGGCGCAGGCACCAGACCUCCGACCUGAAAAGCUGGACUUCUAGAAAGCCCUGCCAGGCCUUAGCAUCCGUCUCCAGCUCUCGCCCCAGCAGCAUCCUAGGCACUCUCUAUUUGCAUCUCCCAGUGAUUCAUGAACUCUAACUCCUCCCCAGAAAAAACUCAUAAAGAACAUGGUGGGUCCUGUGACCUCCCCAGCUUCUCUCUCCUGUGGUGGACACUUCCUGGCGGGUCUGCAGGGAUUGGGCAAUUAAUUCCUAGGGAGACCCAUCCUUUAAACACUGAUGACAGUCUAGCUCCCACAAUGCAGCUUGACUGGUGCCGUCUGUUUGUGACUGGAUGGCCCAUGACCUUGAAGUGACUUAGUGUCUCUUCCUUAGUUUUAUCACGGUUAAAGUGAGUGUAGGCGGAAUGACUACCUCUCAGAUUGCUCUAAUAAGGAGAUGCGGGCCGUACUCUGAGUGGCAAGAGUACACAGUUCAGGCUGGCUGCCACAGUCCCACAAGAAACCAAGGGCAAAGGGGCAAGGGAAGGGUCUCAGCCCCCUAAGGCAGUGGCUUUCAACCGUCCUAAUAUUGUGACCUUUGAAUACAGUUCCUCAUGUUGUGUGAUCCCCAAUCAUAAAAUUAUUUUUGUUGCUACUUUAUAA